AUGAUCGCGGCCACGCAGUCCGAGGGCAGCGCUUAUCAUCGUUCAUCACUGCCUCAUGCUUCUACAACAAGUUCGGUAACGUCGUCAGAGCAAUGGACGUCUGCCCGAUCAUCGGCUUCUGCUACCUCCACAUUAAUCCAACCACCUCCCACAUCAGCUCGCGGGGCCACACCAACAACAACAACGGUAUUUAGACACCACCCAUCAUCAUCAACAUCAUCAUCGGCAUCGCAUUCUUCAACGCCAAUACACACCCACCAACAGCAUUCCCAUCCCGAACAACCGCAUCCCACAUCCACCCCUGCCACACCUUCUCCCAGAUCAAGACAAUCACCAGCACGAUCGGGUCGAAGAUCAGAGGACUCGGCACCCGUAAUUCUACAGAAUUUAUCACAAGUAGUCGAGUUGCCUAGAGAGGAGCCUUUACCGCAUUCCCCAUCUCGGAGGAAUCGCAGCGGGGAAGAGGAUAGGAAGCGGUACGAGAUCAGCGGAAUGCCAGUAACGGAUGUAAUAGAGAUGGUAGCGGGUCUUUUAACAAAGAUCACGACCACAAACGAUCAACAACAUUCACAAAUGCACCGAGGCAUACCCCCGCCAGAAACCAGCGGCAUGAGCAAUACCACAAACAGCGUUCUAGCAUUCCACGGGAAAAAUGUUCCCAGCAUAACAAUUCUCAGCUACCUAUCUCGGAUACAUAAAUACUGCCCAACAACAUACGAAAAACCCACCAUUGAACUGGAAGGGGGGGUCCACGGUCUCAAAUGGGGAACUCAGCUCUCCUGGCUUGUCAUUGCUGGCGUAACAUGUGCUUCGAAGUUCUUCUCUGAUGUUUUUUAUACAAAUUCUAGAUAUGCAAAAGUUGGCGGUUUACCAUUACAAGAACUAAACCACCUAGAACUUCAAUUUCUCAUUCUCAAUGAUUUCCGACUUGCCGUGCCCGUAGAGGAGCUGGAGGCAUAUGGGACAAUGCUGGUGCAAUUCUAUGCACGAGAAGCGGUGGCCAAUGCGGAUCUUAGGGGAAUAGGUCCUCCAGCGGACCCAGCGGCGAAUUGA
Messenger RNA from Morchella sextelata, 1053 nucleotides. RefSeq lists its product as uncharacterized. Lineage: Eukaryota; Fungi; Ascomycota; Pezizomycetes; Pezizales; Morchellaceae. The coding region runs from base 1 to 1053 and encodes 350 amino acids. Gene Ontology annotation, biological process: regulation of cyclin-dependent protein serine/threonine kinase activity. The transcript has 4 exons. Gene Ontology annotation, molecular function: protein kinase binding; cyclin-dependent protein serine/threonine kinase regulator activity. Gene Ontology annotation, cellular component: nucleus; cyclin-dependent protein kinase holoenzyme complex. The record is from RefSeq and is a predicted model, not a curated record.